Gopherus flavomarginatus (Mexican gopher tortoise) is the source of this 3514-nucleotide messenger RNA. It is a transcript of the gene MRPL19, whose product is annotated as mitochondrial ribosomal protein L19. Gene Ontology annotation, cellular component: mitochondrial large ribosomal subunit; ribosome. The record is from RefSeq and is a predicted model, not a curated record. Lineage: Eukaryota; Metazoa; Chordata; Testudines; Testudinidae. Gene Ontology annotation, molecular function: structural constituent of ribosome. Gene Ontology annotation, biological process: translation. The transcript has 6 exons. Bases 16 to 867 code for a protein of 283 amino acids.
UUAGCUGGAGCCGUCAUGGCCGCUUGCGGCAGGAGGCUCCUGGAGCAGGCGGGUGUGAGGGCCCUUGCUACGGCGUCCGCGGGCCGGCCCGCAGCGCGCUGCCGGUGCUUCUCUUCCUCUGGACUUCUGAGUGCUAACAAUGGAGAACCUGCAAAAUUUCAGCCACCUCCAAAGCCAGUUAUUGUUGACAAACAUAAAGAGGUAGUAGAGAGAAGGUUCUUGAGUCCUGAAUUUAUUCCCCCCAGAGGGAGAACAGAUCCUCUUAAAUUCUAUAUUGAAAGAACUGACAUGAUACGAAGGCGAAAAGUGCUCGACAUUCCAGAGUUCUAUGUUGGAAGCAUCCUUUCUGUUACCACAGCAGAUCCAUAUGCCAGUGACAAAACCAGCUGUUUUGUAGGAAUUUGCAUUCAAAGAGGAGGAAAAGGACUUGGUGCUACCUUUGUGCUUCGGAAUAUUAUAGAAGGGCAGGGUAUUGAGUUUUGCUAUGAACUGUACAGUCCUCGAAUCCGGGAGAUCAAGGUUUUGAAGCUGGAGAAGAGACUAGAUGACAACCUGAUGUAUUUACGGGAUGCUCUUCCUGAAUAUAGUACUUUUGAUGUUAACAUGAAACCUGUGCCCCAUUUAGCUAAUGAUGAAAUUCCUGUAAACAAGCUGAAAGUCAAAAUGAAACCUAGACCCUGGACAAAACGUUGGGAACGACCAAAAUUUAACAUUCAAGGAAUCCACUUUGAACUAUCUGAAGAAAUGAUGAAAGAAGCACAAAAGUGGAGCACACCCUGGAUAAAGUUUGAUAUGCUCCGAGAAUACGAUACUUCAAAAUUAGAGAAAGAAAUAUGGAAAGAAGUGAAUGAAGAGCUAAAAAAAUGAUACUGCUUUUAUACAGCAGAUUACUAAGGAGAGAGGCUACCUGAAUUUUUUAGAGAUAUAAUUCCUCAAUUGUGUAAGACUUGUAUAUAGUCAAUGUACAAUAAAGUAGUACAUUUGUGUAUAUACAGUGCAGUGAUUUUAACCUCCUUUAGUUCCCACUUUUGAGUAGGGGCAGUGAAUCCCAUUGUCUUCAGUAAAAUCUUGAGAAAUUAUCUUACCAAAGUAUUAUGUCCAGCCCCCUUUUCCAGGCAUUCUCAGUCUUUACAGUAAUAAAACAGGCCUUCACUGCUACACUUUCCAUGUUACUCAUUUGACAACAGGCCAUCGACACCUUGCUGGAUACACCACCAGUAGUUGUGGAGGGGGAAAUGUUACUUUGAAUAGUCUGACACAUGACAGACCAUGGAAGCUUUAAAGGGACAGAUGUGACCAGGGACUAGUCAAACUUUUCUAUUCCUAAAAGUUGUCUGUAUCAGUCUGAGCUAGGCAUUGCAUGUUCGGUUUAUCAGCAAGGUCACCAAGCUUCCCCCAAGAAAAUUGGCUGGCAGUGGGGGCAGUCAUUAGAUCUCAGGACAAGUAAACAACUCCAAAGAAGUACUACCUGCUGAAUUGCAUGCACUGGUUCAGUCUGGGUUCAAGAGGCCCAGCAAACAAAGAGCUUUAAGAAUAAAAGGUCAGACUCAACUGAGCCACAUCCUUCAUUGAUUUAAAAAAAAAAAAAAAAAAGAAAAAGGCAAGAUUGUAUCCAAGAAGGCAAAAUCCUCUUGGAAGGGUGUGAAGAACUGGCCAGGGUCUCCCUGUAGAAGAUGGGUGAUAGCUGGUUAGCUAGCAUACAGGUACACUAUUUACAGAGAAAAUAAAACAAUGCUUUUGUCCUAAAUGUAUUGUGCUUUAAAAAUGAGCUGGUCCCUAGUAACCCCCUCAUUAUCCCAGAGAGAGGGAGAGCUGCAGGUGUUGGACUAAUAAUCACUCUGAAUGGCAGGGGAACUAUAGCAAAUCUUUGGUAUAGAGGGAGAGGAGGACAGGCCUCUGUCCACACACAGGUGACAGCUGGAUGCCUGGGACCUAAAGGGGCACCCUCAAGAUGACCACUGUUAGCCAACAUGUACAUCACAUUAAUACUUAAUGCGCAUCUGUGACAGUCCCUACGAUUGUGUUCACAAUUUUCACUAGACUAUGAUUAAGGCUGCAUCCCUCAUGGAUUCUGUGACUUCUGCAGCGGCCGGUGUGUCUGGCCGUGGGGCUGCCUGAGCAGAUCAGGUAACCCCUGAGCCAGCAGCACCGGCCACCGCUGGGGCAGUUUGGGUGAGGGAGAGGGCUCAAGGCUGGGGCAAUGGGUUGGACUGCAGGGUGGGGCUUACCUUGGGGGGGUGGACUCCCUGGAAGCAGCAGGCCUGUCCCUGCAGCUCCUAGGUGGAGGGGCCAGGGGGCUCCAUGUGCUGCACAUCCUCCUCCCAUAGCUCGUAGUUCCUGGCCAAUGGAAGCUGGAGAGCCAGAGCUCAUGGUGGGGGCAGUACAGGAAGCCCCCAUGGCCUUCCCUCUCCUUAGGAGCUGCAGGGACAUAUGGAGCCAGAUAGGGACCCUUUGAACCUCCUACCCCCCCACCCCCAACUAGCAGGGGUCCCAAGCCACGCCCCCCCGCCCCCGACCACCUGUGGUCCCCCAGCCCAAGUUUUAGUUAGGGGUAUAUAGAAGUAGUCAUGGACAAGUCAUCGCUUCAUCAGAUGAAAGUAAUAAUGUCACCUUCAGCCCCCAACUAAAACCUCUCCAGCACAUCAUCAAGGAUCUACAACCUAUCCUAAAGGACAAUCCCUCACUCUCACAGAUCUUGGGAGACAGGCAGUCCUUGCUUACAGACAGCUUCCCAACCUGAUGCAAAUACUCACCAGCAACCACAUACCACACAACAAAAACACUUAAGCCAGGAACCUAUUGCAACAAAGCCUGUUGCCAACUCUGUCCACAUCUUUAUUCAAGGAACACCAAUAUAGGACCAAAUCACAUCAGCCACGCCAUCAGAGGCUCAUUCACUUGCACAUCUACCAAUGUGAUAUGUACCAGCAAUGCUCCUCUGCCAUGUACAUUGGCCAAACUGGACAGUCUCUAUACAAAAGAAUAAAUGGACACAAAUCAGACAUCAAGAAUUAUAACAUUCAAAAACCAGUCGAAGAACACUUCAACCUCCCUGGUCACUCAAUUACAGACUUCAAAGUCGCAAUAUUACAACAAAAAAAACCUUCAAAAACAGACUCCAACAAGAAACUGCAGAACUGGAAUUAAUUUGCAAAUUGGACACCAAUUAGGCCUGAAUAAAGACUGGGAGUGGAUGGGCCAUUACACAAAGUAAAAACUAUUUCCGCAUGCUAAUUUUUCCCCUACUGUUACUCAUGUCUUCUUGUCAAUUGUUUGAAAUGUGCCAUCCUGAUGAUCACUACAAAAGUUUUUUUUUUUCUCCUGCUGAUAAUAGCCCACCUUAAUUGAUUAGUCUUGUUAGAGUUAGUUUGGCAACAUCCAUUUUUUUCAUGUUCUCUGUAUGUAUGUGUAUAUGUAUAUCUUCCUACUAUAUCUUCCACUGCAUGCAUCUGAUGAAGUGGUCUUUAGCCCACGAAAGCUUAUGCCCAAAUAAAAUUUGUUAGUCUCUAAGGUG